AUGCCUUCAGACCGCCCCAACUGGUUCCGCCGUCACUGCACUCCUGCUCCUCCUCCAACUGGAGUGUCGGCUUGCCCUUGCGGUGACUGCUUCUACAACCCUGGCGUCCAGAUGCCCGCCGCCUGGUACCAGACUACCAAUGCCACGUCCAGCAGCAACAGCAGCAUCUACUCUGGAAGCGACGCAGCUUCCAUCCGAACCUCCGGUACCACGGUCAAGCACAUCGAGAACAAUAAAUGUUAA
Molecule: messenger RNA, 243 nt
Organism: Geosmithia morbida
Lineage: Eukaryota; Fungi; Ascomycota; Sordariomycetes; Hypocreales; Bionectriaceae
Exons: 1
Coding region: 1-243 (80 amino acids)
Source: RefSeq, a predicted model, not a curated record